UGUGGGGCUCCUGUACAGGUGCUGGGAGCAGCUGCUUUUGACAAAGGAGACACUCAGAUGUGGACACAAGAGAUUCAGUGCAGAGGAAAUGAGUCUCAGAUUCACCUCUGUGCAACAUCACCAUCAGACAAACACAACUGUUCACAUGAAAACAGUGUUGAACUGAUGUGUGCAGACAGUGUGAAUGUGAGAUUGGUAAAUGGUUCCAGUCGCUGUGCUGGUAGAGUGGAGGUUCUUCACAGAGGUCAGUGGGGAACAGUGUGUGAUGAAGACUGGGAUUUGGCUGAUGCUGCAGUGGUGUGUCGAGAGCUGGACUGUGGAGAACCUGUAGAUUCUCUGGGUGAUGCUCAUUUUGGACAAGGAUCAGGACCAAUCUGGAUGAGCAAUGUUUUAUGUACUGGAACAGAGUCCACAUUGAAGAAGUGUGGCUCGACAGGAUGGAAUAAAAAUUACUGUGAUCAUAAUGGGGAUGCUGGAGUCAUCUGCUCAGAAGUCAGGCUGGUUGGAGGUUCUUGCUGCUCUGGAAGAUUAGAGAUACUACAUAAUAAGACGUGGAUGUCAGUGUGUGCCGCUGUCUUUGACCAGCAGGAUGCAGAGGUUGUGUUUCAGAUUGUAUUUGGUGGUUAUUAA
Carassius auratus (goldfish) is the source of this 630-nucleotide messenger RNA. Its product is annotated as scavenger receptor cysteine-rich type 1 protein M130-like. The transcript has 4 exons. The record is from RefSeq and is a predicted model, not a curated record. Gene Ontology annotation, cellular component: membrane. Bases 58 to 630 code for a protein of 190 amino acids. Lineage: Eukaryota; Metazoa; Chordata; Actinopteri; Cypriniformes; Cyprinidae.